Molecule: messenger RNA, 1655 nt
Organism: Ceutorhynchus assimilis (cabbage seed weevil)
Lineage: Eukaryota; Metazoa; Arthropoda; Insecta; Coleoptera; Curculionidae
Source: the annotation of a GenBank genome assembly
AAGAAUGACAAGUAAGUGGAAAGGGAAGACGUCAAAUAAAUAAAUAAUAAUUUUUUGCACUCCUUGUGUUAAAUAAAAGUGCUAAUUCCUCAAUAAAAAUCAUGAGCAUGUCGCUUUUUGGCUCUCUAAUGGGCAACAUGGACGACGAUCCCCUUUUUGGCUCUGCAAUGCGUCAAAUGCGCACCAUGGACAACAUGAUGAAUUCAAUUUUCCAAGACUCAUUCGGCAUGGGCAACAUGUUCAGGGACUUUGAAAACACCCGUGCCAGUAUGCAUCACUCUCUCAUGUCCCCUUUUGGGAUGCCCAUGAUGCAAAACUUCAACAGGCUCAUGAGCAGCUCGAUGGAUUCCAUGUCGCCAAUGAUGCCCACUAUGGGCAACUAUGGUAAUUACAGUAGCUCAAGCACUGUGAUCAGUAUGACUUCGGGGCCUGAUGGCAGGCCUCAGCAAGUUUAUAAAGCAACUUCCAGCACCAAAGUUGCCCCUGGGGGAAUUAAGGAAACUCAAAGAACUGUUACUGAUUCUGUUACUGGGACUAAGAAAAUGGCUAUUGGGCAUCACAUUGGUGAUAGAGCUCAUAUAAUUGAAAAGGAGCAAAAUAUGCAUACUGGGGACCGUGAAGAACGUCAGGAUUUUAUUAAUUUGGAUGAAGAUGAGGCUGACGAUUUCAAUAAGGAGUGGCAAACUAAGACCAGAUGUAUAUCAGAAAUUCCUAGGAUAACUUCUUCUUCUGCCAGAAAUCGUCACUCUUAUGGCGGAUAUCCUGCUGUUCCAGCCAUUACUGCAGGCAGCAGCCGCCGUCAUAGAGAUAGAAUCAGCCCCUCUGUAGUGUCACCAAGGAAAGGCAUUCGAUCAGCUAAAACUAAAUUGUUGGCUCUACCUGCUCCAAAUGAACCAACAACCUCUUCUAGCUCUCAAAGGACCCCGUACAGCGCUCCUGGCAUUGACAAACCGAGAAAAUCCAAGAACGUCAAAAUCGUAUCUGGCGCACAUCCAGAAAAGUAGGCGUUUGAUUCUCUUCAAGUAUUUUUACAACAUUUCUUCAGUUUUAAUAUUAAAAUUCGUUUAAUUUAGGUUUCAUUCCUUUGCGGUAGUUUCGUGUGUUUAGCUAAAUAACAUUGAGGCAGUAUGAUUCAAUUUAAUUUUUUUUUUUUUAUCUUUAGUACUGCCCAAAGUGUUUAUUUACUUAUUAAGUGGUAUUGAGUAAUUUAGGAAUUAAGAAUAAUAGGCUUAGAUUGUAUGUAGUUAAAAUGAGUUUAAUUUCAAAUACCCAUUUUGAUACACAUAAUUAUAAUAAAAGUAAAAUCAUUUUAGUUAUCAGAAUAAUAUCCAUUGUUAAUGUUUAAAUUUAUUUUUUUUUCUGUAAAAAAAAAAUAAGUGCUUAUAUUUUAGUGUGUUGUGAUUUUUCAAAUUAUUAUUGUCGUAAAAGUCCAAAUAUAAAACGGAUUAAAAAUUUGUUGUUUUUGUUAUUUAAAAAUCACAUUCUUUUUCCCAAACUAGUUCCAGUAAUUCUGAUUUCACACAGUUCAAGCCUUCUAGGCGCUUGCCUGACUUGACAUUCAUAAAUGUUGGUAAUACUUUUAGCUGAAGGUUCUUGUCUUGUCUAUAAAACAGGUUUUUUUUAAAAUUUAGAUUUUAUUUUAAACUUCAUUCACC